Molecule: messenger RNA, 978 nt
Organism: Fusarium redolens
Lineage: Eukaryota; Fungi; Ascomycota; Sordariomycetes; Hypocreales; Nectriaceae
Product: Alpha/Beta hydrolase protein
Exons: 2
Coding region: 76-891 (271 amino acids)
Source: RefSeq, a predicted model, not a curated record
UCCAUCUUAUCCAUAACAAUACCAGUUCUAUAAGAAACUGCGGAGAUCAAAGACAGCUCUAUAUAACACUCAACCAUGGAUUUCAAUCCCAAGAUAGGCAUUGUCCACAACGAAGGCUGUGGCCUUCACUACUGGUAUCAAGGAUCCGGCCCUCUUAUCAUAUUCAUUCCCGGUGGAAACGGCCAUGGGAGACAGUUCAACAACAUAAUAGCCGCUCUGUCAGACCGCUUCACCUGCGCUACGUUUGAUCGUCGUCAAAUGUCAGCAAGCCAAGUCCCCGUUAACAAGCGCCUGAGUCCUCCCCAACAAGCUCGAGAUAUUCGAGCAGUCAUCAAAGCUGUUGGCUUCGAUAAAGCUAUUCUUUUUGGCAGCAGUUCCGGUGGUACUUUUGCAUUCCAAUUCGCCCAUGACUUUCCCGAAAUGGUCGUUCAUUUGAUUGCUCAUGAAGCCGGCCUUUCAAUGCUUCUUCCGGAUGCAACACAGAUAACGGAAUGGAUGUACGGUCUUCUACACACUUUCGAAACACAAGGCCAAGAUGCGGCUGCUGAACAGUUUGCGAAAUGUCUCAUUGGUUAUGAUGCUGAGGGUAUUCCAAAGCCAGCAGCGCCUGAAGCAAGCAACCCGAAGAACUUUUGGGAAUACGAAUGGGCACCGUUGAUUGGAUACUGCCCCAAUUUGUUUCGCAUAAAGGAACAUGGUGUUAGUGUAGGUGUUAUGAGGGGUGUACGAUGUAAAGAUGCUUUCUACGCCCGGGCUAUUGAGGAGCAGGCGAAGAUUCUGGAAUGUCCUAGGAUGACGGUGCCAGGACAUCACGAAGGGUUUCAGUGUGAGACAGAAGAGUUUGUCCCGUCACUUUUGGAGAUGCUCGAUAUUUUGGAGAAGAGGAAAUAGUCGCAUGUUCCUCGAAGCCUUGAGAUUCAAUGGGUUGCUACUUUUAUUCAGCUGGCCAUGUACGGGAAGAAGCAACAUCAACCGCAC